Alternaria conjuncta is the source of this 522-nucleotide messenger RNA. RefSeq lists its product as uncharacterized. The record is from RefSeq and is a predicted model, not a curated record. Bases 1 to 522 code for a protein of 173 amino acids. The transcript has 2 exons. NCBI's taxonomy places the organism in Eukaryota, Fungi, Ascomycota, Dothideomycetes, Pleosporales, Pleosporaceae.
AUGAAGGCUGUACAGCACAACAAUCAUUCGCUUAACAACCUUACACUCGCAAAUUACUCGAUCGUGCAUUAUGCAGCCUUGCAGGGCGAUGUUGAGACCAUGCAGAUACUCGAGCAAGCAUGCGUAGAAGGCCUGCGAAUGGACGACGAGGAGCUGGAAUGGGUCUGGGGGUCUUUUGAUCAACGCGAUCAGUAUCUCUUUCCACAAUAUCGAGCACCCCUAGAGGUCGAAGAAGCCGCUUUACAGGCUCUCAUCGAUAGCGUUAUACCCACAGAAUAUGCCACGUCUGAGGAUGACGACUGUGAACUUUCUGAUGCUAUUUAUAUGCCGGGGGCGUUUCCAAUCGAUCUAGACGACACCAAUUGCGACAGUCAGGUCUCGGAGGCCCUCAAACAGGAUGAUAACUACGGAGAAGAAGAAGUGAGAGAUAGCGACGAUGAAUCGGGGGUUACCCCCUACGAGAACCAUCCAAGCGGUGAAGAGCGUUUGGAAGCUGUAAGCGAUGAUGGGGACGACACAUGA